Alosa sapidissima (American shad) is the source of this 1154-nucleotide messenger RNA. RefSeq lists its product as uncharacterized. Lineage: Eukaryota; Metazoa; Chordata; Actinopteri; Clupeiformes; Clupeidae. Bases 3 to 989 code for a protein of 328 amino acids. The transcript has 2 exons. The record is from RefSeq and is a predicted model, not a curated record. Gene Ontology annotation, molecular function: nucleic acid binding.
UAAUGAGAAACAACAAUACCAUACAUGUAAAAAUACUGACAUUGUUACUUUACAGAAUUGCUAGACGUCCAGAUGUUGGGGGCAGAGGAAGAAUGUUCACUGCUGAACAAGAGACCCAUAUAGUCAAUAUGGUGAUUGCAAAUAAUGCCAUAAGGCUACGGGAAAUACAGCAGCGCAUAAUUGAGGAUAACAUCAACUUCCAAAACAUAAACAAUGUGAGCAUUUCUGCGUUAUCUCGUAUACUUGCCCGCAACAGAAUCCGCAUGAAACAAGUCUACAGGGUCCCUUUUGAAAGAAACAGUGACCGUGUAAAACAACUGCGAUAUGACUAUGUGCAGAGGGUAAUGGAGCUAGAGGCAGAUGCCAUGGGUCAUGAGCUGCUUUUUGUGGAUGAGGCAGGUUUCAAUCUCACUAAAACAAGGAGACGUGGCAGGAACAUUAUUGGACACCGUGCCAUAAUCAAUGUCCCAGGACAACGUGGCGGUAACAUCACUAUGUGUGCAGCUAUAAGUCAGAAUGGCGUUGUUCACCAUCAUGCAACUCUAGGCCCAUAUAACACUGCACACUGUAUUACAUUCCUGGACACCUUACAUGACAUGCUCACUAAUGUUCAGGGACAAGAGCAGACCAGAUAUGUCAUCAUAUGGGACAAUGUUAGCUUCCAUAGGGCUGCUUUGGUCCGCAACUGGUUUACAGAUCACCCGCUCUUCACUGUAGUCUACCUCCCCCCAUACUCUCCAUUCCUAAACCCAAUCGAAGAGUUCUUCUCUGCCUGGCACUGGAAAGUGUAUGACCGUCAUCCCCAUCAGCGCAUAGCCCUUUUACAGGCAAUGGAGGAGGCAUGUGGGGAUGUUGACCAGGCAUCAUGUCAGGCCUGGAUACGGCAUUCCAGAAGAUAUUUUCCCCGGUGCCUUGGACUAGAGAAUAUUGCAUGUGAUGUAGAUGAAAUUUUGUGGCCGGACCCAGAGAGACGACAUGAUGUAGACUGAUUUUUUUGUUUUUCUCUGUGAAAUUACUACAGUAUUUUGUGUUUUGACUUGGAAAAAAACACUUGUGUUUGUUUUGAUGUGUCUAAAUAAACACUGUAAUACUUGAUGUUUGGAUCCCUGUAUGUUUACAGAACUAUGACAAAAGUAUUACCUCAAACUGACAUA